Abrus precatorius (Indian licorice) is the source of this 800-nucleotide messenger RNA. RefSeq names its product probable glutathione S-transferase. The record is from RefSeq and is a predicted model, not a curated record. Gene Ontology annotation, molecular function: glutathione transferase activity. The transcript has 2 exons. Lineage: Eukaryota; Viridiplantae; Streptophyta; Magnoliopsida; Fabales; Fabaceae. The coding region runs from base 54 to 713 and encodes 219 amino acids. Gene Ontology annotation, cellular component: cytoplasm. Gene Ontology annotation, biological process: glutathione metabolic process.
CUUUGUGAAUCUCAAAAGCAUCAUAUCCUCUGAAGCUGAAGGUCUUGCUGAAAAUGGCAGAAGAUUUGAUUUUGUUGGAUGACUGGCUCAGUAUGUUUGGCAUGAGAGCAAGGAUAGCACUGGCUGAAAAAGAGAUCAAGUAUGAGUACAGGGAAGAGGAUCUAACGAACAAAAGUCAAUUGCUUUUGGAAAUGAACCCAAUUCACAAGAAGAUCCCAGUUCUCAUCCAUAAUGGAAAACCCAUUUGUGAGUCCAUCAUAAUUGUUGAGUAUAUUGAUGAGGUUUGGAAGGAGAAAGCUCCUUUGCUACCCUCAGACCCUUAUGAGAGGGCUCAAGCUAGGUUCUGGGCUGAUUUUGUCAACAAGAAGGUUGGUGAUGUUGGGGGAAGGAUAUGGGGUGGAAAGAGAGAUGGAAUUGAAGAGGCAAAGAAGGAGUUAGUGGAGGGGUUGAAAGAAUUGGAGAAGGUUCUUGGAGACAAGCCUUAUUUUGGGGGUGACACAUUUGGGUUUGUUGACAUUGCUCUAAUCCCUUUUCAUAGCUGGUUUUAUACUUAUGAAGCACUUGGCAACUUCAAAGUGGAGGCAGAGUGUCCUAAGCUAAUUGCUUGGGCAAAGAGGUGCAACCAGAGGGAGAGUGUUUCCAAAUCUGUUGCUGAUGAGAAGGAUGUCUAUGACUUUGUUGUUAACUAUAGAAAGAGCCUUAAGUUAGACUGAAAAGGCACUUUGUGUAAUUUGAAUCUUCCUUUGAUGAUGACUAUGGGUUUGCAUCUACAAUAAUUUCUGUUUGUGCUUGAAAAUUAA